AUGUACCGAUUGACCAAAAGAACUCUUGCCACGGCCAUAAAGGACCCCUACAAUGCCCUUAUACUGUCACGUGCCUCCCCAAAACAAGGUGAAGGUCCUCUUGCUCCAUGGACCUAUGUUGUCAAGGACAAUAUCGCCACUACAGAGGAGCCCACUACAUGUGCAUCUGCGAUUCUUAAGAACUAUUAUAGUCCUUUUGACGCUACGGUGGUGAAGCUUCUAGAUGAAGCGGGUGCUACGUUGGUGGGGAAAGCCAAUUUGGACGAGUACGGCUUGGGCUCAUCUAAUACCAAUUCUGCAUUUGGCCCAGUGAAAAACCCUCUCUAUGAAGAGUUUCGUGUUUCUGGAGGUUCCUCUGGAGGCUCUGCUGCUGCUGUAUCUGGAGGGCUUUGUGAUUUUUCCCUUGGUACCGAUACCGGUGGUUCCGUUAGACAACCUUCUGGUUAUUGUGGUAUUCUUGGCUUCAAGCCUACUUACGGGCGUAUAUCAAGAUGGGGUGUGGCUGCAUACGCCCAGGGCUUCGAUACGGUGGGUAUCAUGGCUCGGGACUUUGCAGUUAUCAGGAAAACGUUUGAUGUGAUAGACAAGUAUGAUGAAAAAGAUGUCACGGCAAUGCCGCCAUGGAUACGAAACAAGUUUGGUGCAGCGCAUCUUCCGAAGAAGCUUCGUAUUGGUGUUCCUCAUGAAUUCUUGGUUGGCGAAUUACUGGCAGAAACAAAGAAAGAAUAUGGAGCUACGUUGGCGAAUCUUGUCAAGGCAGGCCACUCGGUGAUGCCUGUUUCUUUACCCACCAUCAAAAAGUCGCUUCCAGCAUACUAUACAUUAGUUUCAGCCGGUGCAGCUUCCAGUCUUUCCCGCUUUGAUGGUGUUAGGUAUGGUGUUUCCGUGGGACCCGAAUACCCUGAGACCAUCAUUCCCGAAAAUAGAUCGCAUGGACUUGGAAUGGAAGUGAAGCGUAGAACGCUUUUGGGAAACUUCACACUUUCUAGUGAAUCUGGAGACCAUUUUGUGCGUGCUACAGGGAUCCGUCAACACCUUGUGGAGGAAAUGAAUGAUGUGCUCAACUUCCCCAACCAUUUACUUAAUACUCCCGAGAACCCAGAUGGUGUCCACGUUUUAGUUGCACCUACUGCGUUUGGAGAGGCCCCUACGUUGGAAGACUACAAGCUGGCUUGCUCUUCGAGUCUUGUGAAUGGGUACAUUGACGAUAUAAUGACGAUCCCAGCAUCGUUAGCGGGAUGUCCGUCGAUAUCGGUACCUAUGCGGAACCGCAGGUACGGGAUCCAAGUGAUGACACAAUACGGCUACGACCGUUUCCUUCUCAAGGCUGCAGAGCUCAUUGAAGCACACAAGUGA
Candidozyma haemuli is the source of this 1356-nucleotide messenger RNA. Its product is annotated as glutamyl-tRNA(Gln) amidotransferase subunit. The coding region runs from base 1 to 1356 and encodes 451 amino acids. Gene Ontology annotation, molecular function: glutaminyl-tRNA synthase (glutamine-hydrolyzing) activity. Gene Ontology annotation, biological process: mitochondrial translation; glutaminyl-tRNAGln biosynthesis via transamidation. Gene Ontology annotation, cellular component: glutamyl-tRNA(Gln) amidotransferase complex; mitochondrion. NCBI's taxonomy places the organism in Eukaryota, Fungi, Ascomycota, Pichiomycetes, Serinales, Metschnikowiaceae. The transcript has a single exon. The record is from RefSeq and is a predicted model, not a curated record.